CUACACAGAAAUAGCAGCUAGAUUUGCCUUCUCCUUGGAAACAGUCUCGUAUCCACGGAGCGGCACACUGGCGUCGUUCACGCCGCAGUCCCAAGAAUUUCAAGCAUUCAUAAUACAGUUUAGUACUGUAACACAGAUAGGUUUCAUUUUGUACUUUUAAUUUUUUUUUAUUCAGAGCCAUCCUGCUUUAUUUUCCUUCCAGAAUUCAGAUUCCUGAAGUUAAUACUCGUGAGAUCUUAUUUUUUGUUCUGGGGGAAUAAAAUAGCGAAGCCAAAAUGUUUAAAGCCAAGAUAUUGCUGGUAGGCCCUAGUGAGAGUGGGAAAUCGGUUCUGGCGAAUUUUCUCUCUGAUGCUACAGAAUCAAUUGGAGGAGAGUACAGUCCGACGCAAGGUGUCAGAAUCCUGGAGUUUGAGUUCCAGAGUGUCACUGGACUUGGGAAGAAUGCAGGCUGUGAGGUCGAGCUGUGGGACUGUGCUGGGGAUAGCAAGUUUGAGUCAUGCUGGCCUGCCUUGAUGAAGGAUUCGAACGGGGUGGUGCUGGUGUUUAACCCCGACAUGCCCAGCCACUUGAAGGAGAUAGAGACCUGGUAUUCCUCCUUCGUCAGCACACAAGGGGGGCAGGACAGCCAGUGUCUACUGAUCGCACACCACAAACCAGGCAGUGGGGCUGACAACAGACGCCUGGGUCUGUCCCCACAGCUGAGCAAGCUAAACAUGAUCCAUUCAAACCUGGAGGAGGACCCGGAGGAGGUGCGGCAGGAGUUCAGGCACUACCUCGGCUCUGUGGUGAAAUCCCUCUCCGAGAGCAGGGAGCGUGAAGAGAUGUCCAUCAUUAACUAGAGUCCAGCGGACCCACAGCCCGCUGAGCUGCACCACACACCCCCAGGAGUGCCCCCUUCACAACCUGGCCAGAUGGUUCUGGUUGCAAAUGUAGUGGUCUACAAUGUUAUCCUUUUGCACCCUCACCCACCCAAUACAGUGUAUUGUACAAUGCAUAACAUAGUCUGUUGGCAUCUCAGGUUGCAGAAAGACAUGGUAACAUCUUAAGGUCUUGUUGCCUAUACAUUUUGUACAGGAAUUGGUACAAAUAACAACACUGAGAACCCACAAGAAUAUUCAGCUCAGUUAAUCAAGUUGUCAUUGCUUUGCAAAUGUGCAAUGGAGUAAUCUAAUGCAUGUGUGCAGAGCAAUCUCUUUGCAGUGAUUCCUGAAAACAUGUUGGGAAAGUUAAUCAAUGAAAACAGCAAUUGCUAGCCACUACAGUAAGAGUGCUAAAGUUAGGGAUCCAGGUGGAGGAAAUGUUAACUGAAGCUCAAUUUCUGAUUUGUGGCUUUUUAGAUGGAUUCCCCACACUGUAUAUUUUAAACUUUGUAAAUCUAAAUGUUAGUCAGUAUAAAGCUUUACAAAUGUAUUA
This is a messenger RNA of Polyodon spathula (Mississippi paddlefish), 1413 nucleotides long. RefSeq names its product intraflagellar transport 22 homolog (Chlamydomonas) (gene ift22). The coding region runs from base 276 to 839 and encodes 187 amino acids. The record is from RefSeq and is a predicted model, not a curated record. Gene Ontology annotation, biological process: intracellular protein transport. The transcript has 5 exons. Gene Ontology annotation, molecular function: GTPase activity. Gene Ontology annotation, cellular component: endomembrane system. Lineage: Eukaryota; Metazoa; Chordata; Actinopteri; Acipenseriformes; Polyodontidae.